AUGGUUCAUGGCUUCCCCAUCGUUAUGAUGACUCUUGCUCGUCGCUUCCAUUACCAAUUGGUGAGACCCAAGGAGGGAGUACCCAAAGAUCUUUCGUACAUGAAGCGACAAAAACCGGUGGACCUCGUAACACUACAGCCAAGGUUCGACGAUCUGAAGUCCCUUGCGCGCUCCGACGCACCACCCGCUAAGCACAAAGAUGUUCACGAGGUGCAUCCACUUCUCUGCGAUCGGAUCGAGGAUCUCGAGAAUAACAUGGGUGACGAAUAUGGCGGCUACAGCAACUGGGAGAGCCUGACACAGACGUUGAUGUGCAGACUCGUUCAAGAAGAGAUGUCUGGGGCUAACAGGUGUGAUCCAGAGUCAUUGCUGGGCGAAUGUGGAGCGUGUGAUCGAGGCGGUGUUUGCCUAGCAAGCAUACUGCUGCCGCGUAUCGGACAGGUAAACAUCAGUGCUGCAGCGGUGGAGGAAGGUGUUCAGGCAUACCGGAUAGGCUAG
Alternaria atra is the source of this 498-nucleotide messenger RNA. RefSeq lists its product as uncharacterized. The record is from RefSeq and is a predicted model, not a curated record. The transcript has a single exon. The coding region runs from base 1 to 498 and encodes 165 amino acids. NCBI's taxonomy places the organism in Eukaryota, Fungi, Ascomycota, Dothideomycetes, Pleosporales, Pleosporaceae.